AUGGUUGCUUCUGUAAUUGGUAAUGAAAACACUUUCUGUAUUAGGAAAUUGCAACUAGAGCACACCUGUGCUCCAUCUGGUGAGAACUGCAAGGUACCAACAAGGUUUGUAGCAAAAGCAAUUGAGGAUAGCAUGAGGACAGAUCCUAGAGCAGGAGUUGAAACUGUCAUGGAGAAGACAAAGGAGAAAUUUGGUGUGGAGGUUGGAAAGAACAAGGCCUAUAGGGCAAGGCAGAAAGCUCUUUCAGUUGUCCAAGGUGAUCCAGAAGCACAAUACACAAGGAUCAGAGACUAUCUACAAACUGUAUUGGACACCAACCCUGGGAGCAGAUGCAUUGUCACCACAAGAGUUGUGAGAGAGCACCCUAGUCCCAAUCCAAGAUUUCAUAGACUUUUCAUGUGUCUUGGAGCACAAAUAGAAGGAUUUUUGAAAGGGUGUAGACCUUUCAUUGGUCUGGAUGGAUGUUUUGUGAAGCUGAAUAUAGGACAACAAAUAUUGGCUGCUACAGGCAGAGAUGGAAACAAUAACAUCUUUCCAUUGGCCUUUGGAGUGGUUGAAAAGGAAGACACCGCAAGUUGGUCAUGGUUUUUAACUCAACUAAAGAUUGCUAUUGGUGGUGAAUGUGGACAGUUUGGGUACUACACAAUAAUCUCAGACAGGCAGAAGGGCCUUCUUAAUGCCAUAACCCACAUUUUUCCCAACUGCCCACAAAGAUAUUGUCUAAGGCACAUUUAUGCAAAUUUUCAACAUGCUGGGUUUAGAGGAGAUGAACUUAAGAAAUAUAUGGAUGCAGCUACAUAUUCAUACACUGAGGAUGGUUUUAAUGUUGCAAUGGAAGAAAUGAGGAAAGAAAGUGAGGAUGCUUGGGCUUGGUUAAAGGGAAUUCCUGUUGAAACAUGGGCUAGGCAUGCUAUGGACAAGAAUUGUAAAACUGACCUAGUAGUUAAUAACAUUAGUGAGGUAUUCAACAUGAUGAUUUUAGAUAUUAGAGGAAAACCCAUUAAAACAAUGCUUGAAGGAGUAAGGUCUAAGUUGAUGGUCAAGUAUAAUGAAAAGAGAAUUGGGGGAGAGAUUGCUAGAUGGACAAUUACCCCUACAUAUUCAGAAAAACUGGCAGAGUCCAAGGAAUGGGCUAGGAACUGCAAAGCUUUGAUGGCAGGCCCAGAUUUGUAUCAAGUCAAUAGUGGGGAGAAAUCAUAUGCAGUCAAUUUAAAGUAUUGGACUUGUGGCUGUGGAAAAUGGGACAUGACAGCCAUACCUUGCAAUCAUGCUGUCUCUGCAAUUUAUAAAUCCAAACAACAUCCAGAAGAUUUUGUGCAUCAGUUCUUUAAGAAGGAAAUGUAUUUGGAAGCCUACAAGCCAAUGAUAUACCCUGUUCCUGGACCUGAUCUAUGGACAAAAACUGCUACAAGAGACAUUGACCCCCCGUUUUCCACAAGAAGAAGGGUAGGAAACAAACAAAGAGGAGGAAGGGCAGGUUUGAAGUGCCUAAACCUAAGGACACAUCAGGGGACAAUUACAUGCAGUAACUGCAGCAAGCAGGGCCACAGGUACACAAAUUGUGGGGAUGCUUUGAAGCCAGCACUUGCUGCUAGGAAGAACAAACACAAGGAAAACAGGGGUGCACCAUCUUCUGUACCAAGGUCUGCACCAUCUACUGCUGCAGCUCCAUCUGCUGGAUCACCAGCUGGGAGAGCACCACCAAGGGCAGCUAGCUCAGCAGCUCCAGCAAGCAGGGCAAGUAGCUCAAGAGCUCCAGCAAGCAGGGCAAGCAGCUCAAGAGCUCCAGUAGCAAGGGCAAGCACAUCUGGUGCAGCAACAAGGAGAGCUUCAACAGCAGCAGCUACCCCAGCAGCACCCUUCUUGCCACCAAGACAGAGGAAAAAACCAUCCAGGCUCAGAGAUUACUUUUAUGCUUCAGGGAACUAA
Aegilops tauschii subsp. strangulata is the source of this 1929-nucleotide messenger RNA. The record is from RefSeq and is a predicted model, not a curated record. Lineage: Eukaryota; Viridiplantae; Streptophyta; Magnoliopsida; Poales; Poaceae.